AUGUGUCUUUCUUCUUUCUCUUUUCUUUUUUUAUCUCUUUCUUUCUCUUUUCGUUUCUUUUUUUUGUUUUAUAUUUUUUUAGAUCUCUUUCUUUCUCUUUUCGUUUCUUUUUUUUUGUUUUAUAUUUUUUUUAGAUCUCUUUCUUUCUCUUUUCGUUUCUUUUUUUGUUUUAUAUUUUUUUUAGAUCUCUUUCUUUCUCUUUUCGUUUCUUUUUUUUGUUUUAUAUUUUUUUUAGAUCUCUUUCUUUCUCUUUUCGUUUCUUUUUUUUAUCUCUUUCUUUUCUUUUCGUUUCUUUUUUUUUUGUUUUAUAUUUUUAGAUCUCUUUCUUUCUCUUUUUGUUUCUUUUUUUUUUUUAUAUUUUUUUUAGAUCUCUUUCUUUCUCUUUUCGUUUUUUUUUUGUUUUAUAUUUUUUUAGAUCUCUUUCUUUCUCUUUUCAUCUCUUUCUUUCUCUUUUCGUUUCUUUUUUUUUUGUUUUAUAUUUUUUUAGAUCUCUUUCUUUCUCUUUUCGUUUCUUUUUUUUUGUUUCAUAUUUUUUUUAGAUCUCUUUCUUUCUCUUUUCGUUUCUUUUUUUUUGUUUUAUAUUUUUUUUUAGAUCUCUUUCUUUCUCUUUUCGUUUCUUUAGAUGUCUUUCUUUUUUCUUGUUUCUGCUCUCAGGGUAACGUGCAUCUUUCUUCUGGUUUCGAUACAACUUCUUUUUCUCUUGCCAAUGUUUACUUCUUUUUGGGGGUUAAACUUUGUUCAAGCUGUAUGAGCUUCGAAAUUAUCUUAGAUUUCUAUUCCAUUCGUAUAUCUUAA
This is a messenger RNA of Acanthosepion pharaonis, 795 nucleotides long. NCBI's taxonomy places the organism in Eukaryota, Metazoa, Mollusca, Cephalopoda, Sepiida, Sepiidae. The record is from the annotation of a GenBank genome assembly.